AUGAAGAAAUGCAGACAAGCGCAUUCAAGACGGGUGCUUCGUAUGAGUAGAAGGUCAGCAACGCCGUAUUCUGUUUUUUUCAAAGAAUAUAUGAUGAAGAAUGGGGUUGGGAGUAUGAAUUUGGUUGAGGCAGCGCAUUUGGUUGUUAAAAGAUGGAAGGAGAUGACGGAUGGAGAGCGUAGUGUUUAUGUUGCAAAGUGUAAGGAGGAGAUGAGCAAAAACAAACUGAGCGCAAAGAAAUGUAAGGAAUGCAAGCUGUGUGAAGAUGAAGAAGUAAUUAAAGCAUUUGAGAGUGAAGCAUUUAAGGAUUGGAAGAUCACUGGAUAUAUGUGUUAUCUAGAAGAUGUAUUUGAUGUAUGUGGAGACAUUGAAGCAUCGGCAGAGGAGAAUGCUGUUAUGUUCUCAGUGAUGUGGAAUGGUUUUAAUGAAGAAGUAAAGGACAAAUACAGGAAAUGUGCUUCAUUAAGGUUGAUGGAACAGACAAGCAAGCAUAAGAAGAGUAGCAAAACGCACAAGCGACUCCAGGGGGGCUCGAACCCCCAACCUUCGGUUCCGUAG
Messenger RNA from Ordospora colligata OC4, 558 nucleotides. RefSeq lists its product as uncharacterized. The coding region runs from base 1 to 558 and encodes 185 amino acids. The record is from RefSeq and is a predicted model, not a curated record. NCBI's taxonomy places the organism in Eukaryota, Fungi, Microsporidia, Ordosporidae. The transcript has a single exon.